CGAUGCAAUUGCGGGGAAGGAAUGGGCUGGAAGGGUCCAAGAGAUUGGCCGACCGUUUUUUCGACUGGCAAUUCCCUGCGGGCGAUUAAUUGGGGGGGCUGCAAGAAGCAGACCAAACAGCCCAAAGCCACCAUCACGAGUCCCGCUGAGGUAAGCAGUCCAGCCCUGGCUCACCGCCGGCAGAAUAGUUGAUCCGCCAGAUUUUUUUGGCUGCCCCGUUUGGGUAAUCGGCAUCAUUCUCUCCAAAAGUUCAUCUUCCAUCUUCAACCUUUCCCCCGCCAUCCACCCGCCACCAUGGUCUCCAGAAAGUCGAUGUCCCGGCCGCCGCCGACGGCCGGCCUGGAGGUCAAGCCCCGCAACAAGAUCCAGCGCAAGAUGCUUCACAUCAAGCGGAAGCGCGCCAAGGAUGCCGCUCGUCACGCCGAGCGACAUGCAUUCAAGAAGGAGGAAGCUAAAAACCCCAAGCUGAAGGCGGAGCGGCUGAAGCGCAACAUCCCGCUGACUAUCGACCGCAAGCGUGUCUGGGAUGAUGCCGACAGCGACGUGGAGGAUGGCCUGGGACUGAGUGUGGAUGUUGAGCGCAUCAAGCGGCGCAAGCAAGAGGAGGAAGACGAGUUGAACCGGCCCUUGGACGAGAACGAGCAAUCCUCGGAGGGAGAAGAAGAGUCGGAGGAGGAAGACGACGACGUGGACAGCAUGCUCGCCAGCAGCGACGAGGAGGACGAGCAGGACGAGGACGAGGACGACGAUGACAACAACACCAAGAAAUCUACGGACGACAGUCGCGGACGCCACAAAUCCGCCCUCCCGUCUGCCACCGAGCGCGCCACCAGUCCAUCGCAAUCCACCAAGAGCACGAACCUCAGUGCUGUCCCGGACGCCCUAGCCGCGAAAUUCCCAUCCCUAUUCAACACCGAGAAGCCCGUCUCCCCGAAGAUCCUGAUCACCACCUCGCUCAACUCGUCUCUGCACCACGAAGCCGAGCUCCUGACAGACCUGUUCCCCAACUCCGUCUACGUGCGUCGCUCGCGCCACCGUUUCGCGCACCAAUUCUCGAUUCGCGAGAUCUCCAAGUUCGCCUCGAAUCGCAACUUCACGGCCGUGGUCAUCCUGCGCGAGGACCAGAAGAAGCCCACCGGGCUGGACAUCGUGCAUCUGCCCACCGGCCCCAUGUUCCACUUCUCCAUGACCAACUGGGUCGAGGGCAAGCGUAUUCCGGGCCACGGUAACGCCACGGAGCAUUGGCCGGAGCUGAUCCUGAACAACUUCCGCACCCCUCUGGGUCUCUUGACCGCGCAUCUGUUCCGGACCCUGUUCCCCCCGCAGCCGGAUAUCGAGGGUCGCCAGGUGGUCACCGUCCUCAACAGCCGCGAUUACCUCUUCUUCCGUCGCCAUCGCUACGUGUUCCGCGAGAAGCGUGAGACGGAGAAGGCCGUCGUCGGCGCGGACGGCAAGGAGAUGAAGGGCGCCGAGGGCAUCCGCGCCGGUAUGCAGGAGCUCGGCCCCCGGUUCACCCUCAAACUGCGUCGUGUCGAUAAAGGUAUUCAACGGGCCAGUGGACAGGAAUGGGAAUGGAAGGGUGGGAUGGAGAAGACGAGGACGAAGUUCCAGCUCUAAUGUUGUCCUUUUCUUUUCUUCUUUACCCUUCUACCCCCCCCCCCCAAAAUCAUUGUCUCGCUAUCUCUAUUUCUGUUCAUGUUUCUAGCCUUUUGUCGUUGCUCGACUGCAUUGGGUUCGGACGGCGUUAGGAUCAAAAAGGGCCUGUCUGUUUUUUUCUUAUCUUGAUUUAAGCCAUUAGGGUAUGUAUGUAUGUAUGGAGAUACCACGUCUGGUAGUCACGACUGGCGGGCUGUCUAUAGAAUUAGAUACAUGAGAAUCUGAUCUGAUCUAGCCUCCAUUG
Aspergillus ibericus CBS 121593 is the source of this 1900-nucleotide messenger RNA. Its product is annotated as rRNA-binding ribosome biosynthesis protein RPF1. Bases 295 to 1617 code for a protein of 440 amino acids. The transcript has a single exon. The record is from RefSeq and is a predicted model, not a curated record. NCBI's taxonomy places the organism in Eukaryota, Fungi, Ascomycota, Eurotiomycetes, Eurotiales, Aspergillaceae. Gene Ontology annotation, molecular function: rRNA primary transcript binding. Gene Ontology annotation, biological process: maturation of 5.8S rRNA; maturation of LSU-rRNA. Gene Ontology annotation, cellular component: preribosome, large subunit precursor; nucleolus.